Messenger RNA from Lindgomyces ingoldianus, 678 nucleotides. RefSeq lists its product as uncharacterized. The transcript is spliced from 6 exons. The record is from RefSeq and is a predicted model, not a curated record. The coding region runs from base 1 to 678 and encodes 225 amino acids. NCBI's taxonomy places the organism in Eukaryota, Fungi, Ascomycota, Dothideomycetes, Pleosporales, Lindgomycetaceae.
AUGCUGGCCUGUGCGCUAAGCGAGACGCCUGAUUAUCCUGAGGCGCGCAAGGCUCUCUUUCAUAGCAAUAUCGUGUUCUUUCCAUAUCCCACAACCACAACACUUCUACAACUCUAUCCCUAUGGCUUGCGAAGCGCGCAUGUUCAUGCAAACUUGCCACCCCGGUUGGUACUUCUCAUCAAUGACCUUCCAAAUGAGGCUAGAAUGGUUCGAUCUCCGAAACGGAUGAUCGCCACCCUCUGCUUCAAAUCUUACUCAGCAUCAGAUCAUCUGACCUCAAAAGUCACUCAAGCCUUGUGUAAUUAUCUGCAGAAUCAGUUUCCGGCUUUGCACUUUGAUUUGUUCUCACAGCACGGACCUCCUAGCGGGGCGGGACUGGUCCUGGUGCUGCGGCAUUGCUCGUGGGUGCUGCGCAAGCCGAAUCAGCCUCCACGGAGCUGCCCUCUCUCACCACCGAAGUUUGAACUCUGCCUCCCGAACGCCGCUGUCGCUUCCCAUCCUACGAUGACGAACCCUUUUCGCUAUCAAGACCCGUUCGGACCGAUCUUAUUGGCUAGGUCUACGGAUCUGAGCCACAACUCGACGAUAAUAAGAGCCCCCCCGGCCACCGAGUCUCCACCAUACGUCGUCUCCCAGCAGACGCAGCACCGGGAGGCUCUAGUUCCUUCAGUUGGCUGA